Molecule: messenger RNA, 13564 nt
Organism: Xyrichtys novacula (pearly razorfish)
Lineage: Eukaryota; Metazoa; Chordata; Actinopteri; Labriformes; Labridae
Source: the annotation of a GenBank genome assembly
AUGUCAAUGAAAUAGAACUUCCUGGUGUUGGAUCGUUGCAAAACUGACAACACGUCCCGGACAGUGUGGUGUAAGAGAGGACAUUCAUCGAGGAAACCCUGGAUAACGCAGCUUUAUGAGAAGUGAGUCACUUAAUUUGGAGUUUGCUUUGAUCGGUAACGUUUUGUUUUCUCCAGGGAUAACUAAUUAUUCUUUAAGGGUACAUGUUUGUGUCUUUAGCUAGCUCUCGGUGCUGCAGUUACGCUGGAGUUACACAACCUGGUUAAACACAACAGUGGUACAAAUUAUUCUGUUACAUUAGCUCACAACGUGUUUUAUCAUCUUGUAUGUGUUAGUAAAUUUUUUCUUAAUUCGUUUCUGUUUAAUUGUAGGUCCAUGAGGUGCUGUUGCGCUCCACACGUGUUUAUCACAUUUUAGCAUAACUUCAGAAAUAAGGAGUCUGUCAGUCUCAAGGUUAAACACACAAACAUGAUCAAUAUGUCAGUAUUAAACAAUCAGCCCUAAUAUAAACACGUGUUCGGAUUAAAAAGAAUAGUCCUUUAUAGUUUGAAGAGUGGUGGGUGUGUCGAGAACUUUUUGUCCUUUCUUCUGUAAUUCUUUUUUCUCAUUUAAGGACAACUGAUUAAUCACUUUGUUGAGCAAUCCUAUCGGUAAACCGGCCAGUAUUAUUGUCAGUGAAAAACCGAUCGGUAUUACCUGAUCAGGAAAAUCAAACAAAUAAGGUCAGUAGUCCUGCCAAUCGGUACCGUUACCUGUAGAUAUAGUACAUGCUCAGCUUGAUAAGUCAACGUGUACUGCUGUUCUUGUGUCAGUUCACAAACACCAUCAAAAGUGGAUAUGUUGGCAAAAGUUUACCCAACUCUGCGAUGACGGGUGGCAAGAGCCCAAUUUCCAGCUUGGCCAAUGAGUUGUACAUGGAGUGAUGAGGGUAACUGGACAAUACAAUACAAUACUGAACGCUGACCAUACAACCCCAGAUCUCCAUGGUGCUGUUUAUAGAUACCAUACAUUAUCAGCAGAAUAUAGGCAUAACUGCACAAGAGAGUCCUCUCUUAGUUUGAACUGAACAACAAAGAGUCUCUGGAUAACAUUUGUCUCAUUGUCUCUAUAACUGUAUCAGUAUCAUAUAUCAACCAUUGUCUAAUCUGCUCUCUGUUUACUGGCAUCAGCUAUUGAAAAAAGGAAUAUUUGUUCUUAUCAUCUUCCACCCUGUAUUUUAACCCCUACUCUCUCGCCUCCUCUCUGCAUGUAGUGAUGCUCUCAGAGGUCCUCCAGGUGCUCCGUGGGGCAGGUAAGGUGGGGUCUGCCAUGGUCACCACUCAGGGAGAACAGCUGAGGUUAAUGGCCUGCAACUCCUCCCUGGGAGCAGGAGUCAAGGCGGCUCAGGAUGUGGUGGAAGGACUGGUCGGCACUUUUAUGGGCGGCAGUACGGUACGAACUUCUACUUUAUUUCAUGUUGUCUGCACACUAAAUGAUGAUUGAAAUGUUCAAACUGAAGAUGUUAGGGUGAAUCAUUUACAAAAACUAACCAUUAACCUAAUCAUUAACUACUCAACUUGCGUGAAUUCAGUGUAUUUUAGAAUUUGAUAGUAUGGGAUGCAAUAUAGUAUCAUUUUAGUCAAACUGUUUCCCUAAUUCUGUGUCUUUAGCAACAGUCAAUAAAGGAGGAUGUGUUCCCGGAUGCAGAGGGUUGGGAGAACAUGGAUCCAGAUGAAGCAGCUAAAUGGUCUAUGGGGUCUGAGUUCCCCCCUGAUACUGAAGCUGCAGCUGAAAUGCCACCAGGUAUAGUCAAUCAGGGACAGGCGUCUUGUGUGAAAGUGUUUGUCCUUUUACAGAAUCUGGAGACCUUGUGAUUAGAAAAUCUUCACUGUGUCUUCUUUUUCCCACAGGAGGAGGAUUUCCUCCUUCAGGGUCAGGGUCUGCAGGAGCAGGUUGGCCUGGACAGAGUGCACGCUUCCUCCACACAUCCCCUAGCAUUCACAGAUACUACUGCCAGACCAGGUCUCUGCACGACACAGUGGUGGCCAGACUCACCCCAGAGGACAUCAAGAAAGCCAGGGAGGCAAAGCAGUCUCUGGCCAAACCUGUCAGACAGAAGGUUGGUUUGAAAACUUGCUUAGAGCUUUAAGUAUACACAUACAGUACAGUUUAUUUAUACAGCACAGCUUGAAAAUGAACACAGUUGACCUCAGGGCUGCACAGUUAAGUAUAAGAAAAGCAGACACAGUAAAACAAAGCUAAAUAAGAAACACAAUAGCAUGGGAUGGGGGACUUUCUCCCCCCCUAAAACCAACAGGAUCCAUGUGCACCACAUUCAGUCGGUGGUGCACACUCUACAGCUGAUAUAUGUCUGUUCUAGUCAAUGCUUGUGGUUCCACAGGAUGCAGUGCAGUGUCUUUUCACUCCAUUCCAGAAGUAUCACAGCAUGCAUGAUUUAUGGUUUAGAAUAUAAAGCUUUGAAUGGACAAUUUAUCAUACAUAUACAGAAAUAAGUUGUACUUCCACACUCUUAAUAAUGUUAAGUGUUUUUAUUAAGGGCUUUAGAAGAUUUCAUCUCUACAUGCAUAUGUUGAGCAAGUAUACAUCCGUAUAUUUACUAACAUUGUAAUGAAUAGUGAUAACUACAGGAAAUUAAUAACAGACAGAGGCUGAGACUUAAGUUUUUGUUGACUCAUGUUAUGUAAUAUGUGUUACAGGGUAACUGCCUAGAGUAUUCAGCUCUGUUCAUGUUUUACCAUAAAUCACAGGUUAGAGUCAACAUAAAAGUGAUUUUAUUUCUCCAUCAGCUGAGUGACCGUGCCAGAGAGAGGAAGGUACCUGCGACCAGAAUAAGCAGACUGGUUAACUUUGGAGGUAAGAGUGAUCAACUUUAUUUCACUUCUUUUUUCUAUUUAUGUGCAGAUUUUCAUCAGACAAGGCAUUUUUUCCCACCUAUCCUCUCACUGGGAAAGACUUGUUGAAUCUUUUCAUGAUAUAUUAGAUGCUCCUUUCUUUUCCUACUAGUAGCAAUAGCAGCAGCUGUGUCAGAUCAGCGCCCCCCUGAAGCAUCUACUAAGUGUCUCUAAAUUUAAAACCACUUGUCUCUGUGUCUGUCUGCUGCAGGUCUGGCCGUAGGUCUCGGGAUUGGUGCCAUCGCAGAAGUGGCGAAACAGUCACUGGGAGGCAAACAGAAAGGAGGUACAAUAAUCUACAUCACGUGUCUUCUCUUUUAUCCUGUUUAAGUGUUUUUUAGUGGAUCCAGCUCACAGAUGGAGAGCAGAGCAGCCCUGUGUCAGCGUCUGCCAAGCACAGGACAGGCUUUAAAUCAAACCUGUUCACAAGAGCUCACACACAGGCCCAAAAAUGUGUUAAACAGAGUGUUUCAUGUUGAACUACUGUCCCAGUUUUUCACUAGUAAAGGAAACAACCAUUUAGACACAUGUUAAUGCUAUUUUACCUCAAUUGGUGUGCUUAAUAUCUCUUUAAUUAAUCCGUCUGUGUGAUUGUAUGUGUUUUGUGUUUUGCAGACAUGAAUGCCCUGUUAGACUCUCCUCUUCUGUCUGAGGCUAACGCUGAGCGGAUCGUCAACACACUCUGUAAAGUCCGUGGAGCCGCGCUCAAGAUAGGACAGAUGCUCAGCAUUCAAGGUACACUCAGUUAAGACCUCCAAGAAAUCAGGUUGAUCCUUACAUCUCAUUUGUCUGCAAGCAACCAAAAGUUUGGCUAAAUUUCAUGAAAAGGAAUUUGAAGCUCUGCACUGUUUCCAAUGUGCUGCAGUUUCAUGUUCACUCAAAAAAACAAAACAAAAAAAACAACACAGCUGACUGUUAGAUAAAAUCCGACUGUGAAUGAGUCCUGGGGUGCUUUCUUACUUUUGGACAGGUCGGUUAGUAAGAAUUAAAAUUUCUGUUAAACCUACACGAAAAUUUGCCACUUCACCACUUCUCUCAUCCUCACUGUCACUGAAGAUUUUUAUGUACCAAACCAAGUACUGAGUUGUGCCACAUCCAGAAAUACUCAGAUGACACCGCUAUUGUGGCAUGUAUCAGAAAUGGACAAGAAGCUGAAUACAGAGAUCUAAUAAGAGCCUUCAGUGACUGGAGUCACAAAAACUGCCUCCUCCUCAACACUCAAAGACAAAGGAGAUGGUCAUAGACUUCUGUAGAUCCAAACCCCCUCUUCAGCCUGUGGACACCUGUGGAGUGGACAUCGAAGUGGUGACAUCAUAUAAAUACCUAGGUGUACAUCUGGAUAAUAAGUUGUACUGGUCUAAGAAUAUAGACUACAUCUACAGAAAGGGGCAGAGCCGCCUCUUUUGCCUGAGAAGACUCCGAUCAAUAGACAUCUGUAGUAAGAUGCUGCAGAUGUUUUAUCAGCCUGUGGUAUCUACAGUGUUCUGUUCUACGCUGCAGUCUGCUGGGGAGGAAGCAUCAAACACAAAGAUGCAAAACGUCUUAACAAACUGGUGAAAAAGGCUGGCUCUGUGGUAGGACUCAAGCUGGACUCAGUGGAGGAUGUGGUGGAGAGGUCUACACUGAGGAAGGUGGAGUCUAUUCUAAAGAACAUGGAUAACCCACUUCACAACAUCUUAAUGGACCAAAUGGCCAAUGGUGGUGGACGGCUCCUCUCUCUUCGCUGCAGGACAGAAAGAUUUAGAAGAUCUUUUGUACCAACAGCCAUCAGGCUUUAUAACUUUUAUGUAAACAAUAGAUAACUUUUAUAGACACAUUAUGUGAGACAACAGACAAUUAAAUUUCCCUUCGGGGAUAAAUAAAGUCCUUAUUUUUAUUAUUCUUAUUCUUAAGUAUGACUCUCUCCUUUUUUCCUUCAGACAACUCUUUCAUCAACCCCCAGCUGCAGAGGAUCUUUGAGAGGGUCCGGCAGAGCGCAGACUUCAUGCCUACCUGGCAGAUGAAUGUAAGCAUGAACUUGCUUUGAGAUUCGAAGUAGAUGGUGUGAAAAACCUGAAGCAAUAGUGUAGCUGUGUAUGUUUGGAGCACAAUGCAGUUUGGCCGUGUCUUUGUAUUGAGCUGCCAUUUUAUUGGUUUCAAACUGCUUUGACUGUGUAGAAAGUUCUGGAAGAAGAGCUCGGACCAGGCUGGCGAGAGAAACUUUCAUCCUUUGAGGACAAACCGUUCGCUGCAGCGUCCAUCGGCCAGGUGCAUCAUGGGGUAUUAAAAGACGGGAGAGAAAUCGCCAUGAAGAUCCAGGUAUUUAAGCACAUGCUAUUUCUACCUUCCCAGUGACCUCUCUCUAUUCCUGCUGCAUUGAUUCUGUCUGCUAUUUCCUCAGUAUCCCGGAGUGGCAGAGAGCAUUCACAGUGACAUAAAUAACCUGAUGUCUGUUCUGAAAAUGAGCGUGGUCCUGCCAGAAGGUAACAGCUGCAUCAAUAGACCUUUUUUUUCUUUCGUUUUUCUGUUCAUUGAAAGCUGCUAAUAAUAACUAAAUACAUCCACUUUUGUCAGGUCAAUGAAUACUAUUCAUGAAAGGCUCUAGCAGUUUUUAAUUUCUUGUCUGGGAGGUCAAAAAGGGAAUUAAUUGCUCACAUAUCUGAAAAUAUCUCAUAUUAAAGUGAAUCAUCAGAAGAUGGCAUUGAAAGUCCUACCAUUUAACAACUUAAUGUCGCACAUCCUGAACAUCAACGCAACAUUUACAAUCACAAUAUCUAAGAGGUUCUGAAAAUUUGAAGGUUUGUUAAUCAUGUCAGCCCUAAAAAGUGUGAAGACAGCAUUUAUAAUGUUUUAUAUAUAUAUAUUUUUAUGUUUAAAAAAAAAAAGUAAAUGCUCAUUUUUGAAUCUGGUGCCAGCAAUUAAAAAAAAAGAGUUACAAGGUCAUGUUCCCCAUUUUGUGUUAUCAGCUCUCCUUUUCCUAACACUCAAUAAACUUUAGUGAACUCAGCAGACCAGUUUCUGGAGUUUGGGAAGUAAAAUAUUGUCCAAUUCUUGACUGAUGAAGGGUUUCAGUUGCCCAACAGUUCAGGGUCUCCUUUGUUUUCAGUUGGUGUCAAGUCAGGACUGCAGUCAAGCCAGUUUACCCACAGGACUCUUCUACUACAGAGCCAUGCUGUUGUAAUCCCUGAAUAUGGUUUGUCAUCGUCUUGCUGAAAGAUGAAGGUCUUCCCUGAAAAAGUCUUUGUCUGGAUGUCAGCAGAUGUUUCUCCUAAACCUCUAGAUAUUGUUUAGCACUAAUGGGGCCCUCACAGAUGUGGAAGAUACCCAUGACAUGGGCUCUGAUGAUCCCCAUACCAUCAGGGAUGCUGGCUGUGAACUGGAGCUGAUAACAAGCAGAGUGGUCCCUCUCCUCUUUUAAAGCAGAGAACGUAGCAUCCAUAAUUUGCAAAAGCACAGUCAUGUUUUCUGAACAUUUUACAUAGCAUCUGAACUUUUUUGGUAUUGGGGUUGAAAUAUGCCCGUCUUUGGAGUCCACUGAUUUUCUCCAGUCUAGGCACAACACUAGUUUUUGUGAUGAAAAAGGACUUAGUACCUUUUUUUUUCCCAGUUACUGCAGUCUGGCCUCCUAUGCUGUAAGGUGACAGGAGCUUCUCAUACUCUUCAAACUCACUAUUACAGUUUUGACCAGGGGGUGGUGCUGUAGUUACAGGUUAUAACCAAUGACUCAGGUGAAAUUACAAUUGUGCAUCUUCUUUCAAAGACGCAACAACAGGCAUAGAAACAGGAACUACUAAUUGAAGGUUACACUCUGUGAUGUCUGCUGUUAGUGUCUAAAACUCAUCAUGAAAAGCUUUCUGAAACAGUCUGUACUUUGUUGCAUGUGAUGUUAAUUUAUCCUCUUUGUUUUUCUGCAGGUCUAUUCGCAGACAGCAGCCUUGAGGUUCUUCAGAGGGAGCUUGCAUGGGAGUGUGACUACAAGAGGGAAGCAGAGUGUGCCAAGAAGUUCAGGUGGGUUUAAGAGGCAUCUUAAAGCCUCCUAAGCUGAAGCGGUAUUAUCUAGGUCUGUGUGCAGUUUUUCUUAAUGACAGAUUACAUUUAUUUCACUUACUCUACUCAAAUAAAGUUAUUACUAUUAUUAUUAUUGUUAUUAUUAUCAUGCAAAAACACUUGUCUUGACUUUUGUGUCUUUGUCUCACUAUCACGAUGACCUGUAUGUGUCUUCCAGGUCUCUGCUGGAGGGAGAUGAGUAUUUCCAGGUCCCUGAGGUGAUCGAUGAGCUGUCAGGUCGCAGGGUCCUAGCCAUGGAUCUAGUGCAGGGAGUCCCUCUGGACCGCUGUGUAGAUCUGGACCAGGAGACCAGAAACCAGGUGUGGGUUUGUUGGCUCAGCAGGGACAUGGAUCUCUCUGUGAUGGAAUAUUCUGAAUAUUACUGCAUUGUGAGGGAUGCACUGAAGAGAAGUUCAAGAAGGGGAUUUGGUUAAACCUCCUGGAGUUUGAGACUUUAAAGAAAAUUUUGCAAAAGCAGAAGUAUUUCAGAAUAUUUAAUCUAUGAAGUGAUGUUCCCAGUCUAGUUUUCUGUACACCAGAGCAACCAAAUCCCAGGAAUUAAUAAUCAGAUUAUAAUAGAUAAAGUGCUGAUACCAAUUAGUGUAUUUACUUGAAGGAAAGCUCAUGGGUGUAAACAAGGGGGUUAUAAUGAGAACACUGCAGAGGAUAAAAAUAAUGCUCAAAAGAUCUAACCCAGUAUGGUCUAAUUUAGGAGCCAAUUAGAGCACAAAUGGUGCAAAAACAGUCCUCCUCAAGCUCCUCGAAUAGCUUACUUGCUUGAAAAUUAGACAGUAGAUCCACAAACAUGGCGUGAAAAUGACUGUAGCUAUGUAAUUUAAACCAUAAAAUAUGUAUCUCUAUUGUAAGUUCGCACCUGCGAAGCGAGUGUGUGUGCAGCUGUGCAUACUGUAGCAGCGUAAACACAAACUUCUUUUUGCCUCCAGAUCUGUUUCAACAUCCUCCAGCUGUGUCUCAGGGAGCUGUUUGAGUUCAGGUUCAUGCAGACAGAUCCAAACUGGGCCAACUUCUUCUACAACUCAGACACCAACAAGGUAAGGAGAGACUGGUCGUAAAGGUUUUUAUGAAUUACCCGACAAAGAAAGGAAUUUCUGGUUAGACAAGUAUAUGUAACCUCCAAAAGCAAAAACCUGAAAUGCUGCAGAUGUCUAACAGUUUCAUGUUGUCUGCAGGUCAUUCUGUUGGACUUUGGUGCUUGCAGAAGCUACCCAGAAUCCUUCACAGAUGACUACAUACAGGUAUGUUGAAUCUAAAACCUUCCUGCACCAGACAGAGAAUCUCACAACAUGAUUUAUACAGGAUCCUUGUUAAUAAAACAUGACAGUUUUAGUCUGGAUUGUGUACCAGCUGAGUGAAAACAGUCACAACCGUUUGAACACUUCUCCUUACUUGCAGCUGCUUCGGUCUGGUGCUGCUUUAAAGUGGAUCUCUCAAAAUAAACCACAUCCAUAUCAUCUCUUUGUUGCCUCUCAGGUGGUGCAUGCAGCCUCUGUGGGCGAUCGAGCUACUGUUCUCUCCAAAUCUAAGGACCUGAAAUUUCUGACAGGCUUCGAGGCCAAGGUGAGGUAUUUUAGUCUGUGCCACUGAUCUCAUUUAUUUUUAAUAUGGUUUAUCCCCCUCUUUCUCUCCAUUUUCAUCAAAUUAAUGUCUCCUCUUACCUCAGUGUCACUCCUCAAGUUUGAUCAAUGUUUUUCCAUUUGUAUUUAGUAUCAUUUUUACGUAAUUAUGAGUGAAUUUAGAUGGAGGUUUUGCAGAAACAACUUAAAGAAUGACUGGAUACACUUUUGAUGAUUCCUCAAGCUGUGUAGUUAAUUGUGCAUAUGCAUAAAGACCAUUAGCAAUAAAAUCAUUGUGUUUCAUGCAAAAAUAUCUUAUUUAAAGGAGCAAUGCAUACAUUAUACCUGUUAGAUGUAGGUCUGGGUAUGACAACUAAGCUUUCACACCAUUUUGAAGCAGUGGGAUCAGCAGGCUCUGAGUGCAUCCUAUGUACAUUGUCUGAUACCAGCCUGCGUCUCCCUUUCCACAUGCCACUCCCCACUUUUUCCUUUCUCUUUCCUCUCUAAAGAAGGCCAAAAAUCCUAAAAAUGAACUUUAAAAAUAACUUAAAUUUCAUGUUGUUUGGCUCACAUGAGACAUAAACCGCUACAGUUUAUAUAUCUUGAAAAGGUGAAACCUCUCCACUGUCCCUGCCAGGCUUUCGCAGAUGCCCAUGUGGAGGCGGUGAUGAUCCUUGGUGAAGCCUUUGCAUCAUCUGAGCCUUUUGACUUCGGCACACAGAGCACCACCCAGCGUAUCCAGAGCCUCAUCCCCGUCAUGCUCCGCCAUCGUCUUACCCCUCCACCUGAGGAGACAUACUCCCUCCACCGCAAGAUGGCCGGUUCCUUCCUCAUCUGCUCCAAACUGAACGCUCGCAUUGCCUGUAAGGACAUGUUCCUGGACGUGUAUAACGCCUAUGCGAGGCGGAAGGCAGAGCCAGCGGCACAGGCUGCCAUUUAGACGCAGACAGGUGACAUAUGAUAAUCCCUGCUGCAAAUGACUUUUACAGAGCAGUCGGAGAGAAAAGGGAGUGAAAUCAUGUAGCUCUUGAUGUGAGGCGGAAGAAAUGGAUCACAGAAGACUCAAGACCAUGUCUGUAUAAAACUGACUGUGUGAGCCAGGCUUCAGUCUCUCUGAGCAGGUCUCUUUACACUCACUUGUACCCACAAACAUGAGUGCUUCUCCAGCUAUCACCUGGUUUCUGGUUACUUUGUAAAUGAUGGUCAAAAUUGUGCCAUAAAAGAUAUAAGGUAUGCCUGAAUGGUGAUAGUAAUGAUUAAAUAUAUAGAAUAAGUGAAGAGAUAACUAUUUAAUUGAUUGUGAAUACUUGUUGGUGUGGUGGAUCAUAUGUGCUCUUCAAUUGUCUCCCUCUGUCACAACGAAACAAGAAAACACUGACCUCCAUCCAGCUUCUUACUCUGCCUGCAGUUUCCCCAAAGACUUCUGUACUGUGUGCUUCCUUUGUGCUCUGGCUAAAAUGACUUGAUUUAAAUUUUGGUAACACUUCAUCUGAUGGUACACAUUUAACACUUAACCUAUUGCUCAUUAGCAUGCAUAUUGGCAGCAAAUUAAUUAAGAAUUAAUGGCAUUACCCUGCGUGACUGUGUUCUGUAAUUAUAAUUACUACACUAGCUAGUGAGUUAUAAUCUGAACAUGCUUUACUCAGUAUAGUACAUCAUAAAAUGCACAGUGCAUACUGAGUGAAGUGUUUCUUAUCAGAAUUAAUCAGGGAUGGGAUUCUUUCACAUUUUCUGUCCCAAAGAAGUGACCCUUAAAUCACAGGGGAGACCGGGUUGAAGUUAGUAGUAACAAGUAAAGCUGGUAGUUUUGAUUUUUGAGCCUAUCAGCUAGAUAGUUAAUACUACCCGGUGGCUAGCACAGAAUCUUUGUCAAGAGUCCAGGUGGGAAAAGUUGUCACACACUAGUUGGAAAAAGAUGAAUAUAAUUCAUGGCUACAGUAAAAGUUGUCUUCAAUAUUUUUGUUAAAAUACCAAAACACAUUUACAAUCUUUAACCUUUUUUUUUCACACUCACACAGGAAAAAUGUUAAGUAGAUGUAGAAAUACUUUAUUUUACAAUAUUAACGUUUUUGCAACAGCAAAUAGCGUUGUGUUACAACCAUACCGGUCUCCCUUACAUAAAGAUAUGUUUUGAAUGAAGUGGGUUAUAAACUGUUCCGUUAUAUAUGGAGGAUUUCAUGACAGCUACCAGCCAAAUUUGAUGAUUAAUGAUUAGUUAUUCCCAAGAAUUAAUAUCAAUCUUCAUGAUGAGCAUAAACGCAGCCUGUCGGGCUAACUGUAUUAGCUGUUAGUGUUUCAUAGCAGCUUAUUUUUACGUGUCUAUAUGAGAACCAACCUUGUAAACAGCUUUAAUGUGACUGAAGUUCAUAACAUAGCGAAUAAAUACACUCUAGUUAAUUAGUGAAUUUAACUUCCACAGGCAGCAGCUAAACAUCCCAGUUUUUAUAGUAAGGUUACAGGAUGUUCAAUUUUCCUAUCAAUAUGGGUCAUUAAAUUGAUUCAUAUUUGCAUUACAAUCAUCAUUAAUUAUCAGUGAGUUUACGUUUGUGUGGUUUUGUGAUUAAAGGUAAUCAUAGGCUAAAUUUAGGGAGUAUUUAUGCAUUUUUACCCAACCCUAAUCACAUCUCUGAUUAAUAUAGUCUCCAAAAGCUUUCUUUCUUUAUAUAAGCAAUGGUUAUGAGGUGUAAAGGUGAAUCUUGAUGUAUGCAUUAUGGUGUCAAUACAGUCAAUAGUACAACAGAAAAGGAAGAAGAGCUUUUUUGAAGACACAGAGCCAAAUGUUGUUAAUGUGAAUGCAAAUAAGCAGCUGGUUAACAGUGACCAUGUGUACCAUGUAGAGUAUGACACACUCUGACAGCAAGGCCUUCCAUUUUUCCCAGAGAAUUGACAUUUUCUGCCUUAAGGACCCAUAAAAAGUCCUGCUUUACCUGUCUGGUGUUGCCAGGUGCUUUUUUCUGUUUGGAUAAGUCAGUGUGCUACAGGUUGAAUAUGAAAUUGAGAGGUAUUAUGUAAGAACACUGGAUGUUUAGGUGAGCAAAUGUGGGGAGAAAAAAUCCUGAAAUGAAAUACUGUUAACCUUUUUUUUUUUAUUUCAGAGCACAUCUUCAUGACAGAAAUAUAUGCUGUGCAAUGUUUUUUUUUUAAUUGAAUAAAAUCUGAAAGAUCUAUAUGUGUCAGGAAUGGAGCCUUACUGGCAAGUGGCAACAAAGAGGCUGUAGUAGGAGGACUGUUGUCUUUCUGUAUUGAUUUUUCCAUUUCAGACCUCAAACCUCUUUGGAGAAUGACAUUGGCUGGAGGCCAUGUUUGACCUCAUUCUCCACCUACAUUGCUCUUUUAUAGACAGUUAAGCAUCAUGUAACGAUACUUUUAGCUCACAAAGAGCGGUCGAGCUAAUGGUGGCAUUGAUGUGUCUUUUUAGGGGACUAUCAUUGUUUCAAGGCAAUGCCGUCUCUUAUUUUGUCUUCUAUAAAUCCAUUAGAGCACACCGAGCUGUCUGCAGGGUGAAGUGUUGUUCACAGCACAGGGGGAGAAAUGUGAGGCAUUCCCAGCAUCAUUAAAACCUGAUGGAGAAAGAUGCAGCCUUUUACUGUAUCUCCAUUAGAGUCCCUCCACCCAGCUUUCUUAUCAUGCACUGCUCAGCUCUCUACUGUCAGGUCGACUCUGAUGCACUGCAGCAAAAUCACAGUUUACUUUUCCCAGUUUUGGGAACAGGCCACAGUUAGUAAGUGCAGCACAUGUGGGGAGAAGAAAAGGCACAUUCUUCUCUUGACGUUUCACGCAAUGGAAAGUUGGAGCAUUUUUCUGCGUGUGGAAAGCAGCUGGCUUAAGUUUGUCAGCGCUUUCUAUUUUAAAGACUCAGAUUUGUUCAUUUAAGUGAAUACUGGAUGAUUUCUGACACAUCUAGAUUGAGGAUGCCUCUCCAGAGAAAAGCAGAUUUAACUUAUUUUGGAAAAUUAAAAACAUUGUUGUCACAGAGACCACAGUAGACAGGAUUCACUGUUUAGGCCAUACAGUGCAGGUCAGACUAGUUUCAUUUUAUAAGAACUUUACAGCUAGUUUUUGUUGUCUACUUUAUGGCCACUUGGAUUUCAUGGAGACGUUUACAGGUUAUUUAAUUUCAGUGCUGUUUGCUUCAUUAGAAACAGAUGACUAUUGUGGAUUUUAAGGCCAAGUCUUUGACAGCCAUGAAAGGAAUUUGCACUUUUCUGUGAUUGGCCAACUGUAUCAGGGGUUUUACAGACAUUUCAAGAUUGAUUUAAAUACAUUUUAAGAACUAAUUUCAUUACAUAUAUUUGCCAAACAUGCUGACAUAAGGGUCUUUUUUUUCAACCUGACAAAAAUUACAGAAAGUUCAAGCAAGACAAGGCUCAACCCUCAAAGUGGCUGUGUGAAGAGAUGUAAAUUUUACCUUUCUUAAACACAUUCGGCUUUGACCUUGAACAUUAAUACCUGCAGUUUUUAUGACAUAUUGGACUAUUUACAAAUUAAGGAUGGCUAAUCAGACUUAUAAGUGAUGGUUUACUUGGAGGGGGGCACAGGGCCUAUUGACCCCAAGUAAAAACAGUACCCUGGCUGCUUUAUUAGUCAACAUACUGAACUAAAUAUCCCUUGGUUGCUCUUUUAGUGAUAAAUGUAAACAAAGUGCUCCUUUAGGUACUGUUUUUUUUUUUUUUUUUUAAUCAAUGUCAACAAAGCGCCCUAUAUUAGCCCUUUGAGUUAGUAACUGUUGUCUUGUGGCUAUUUUAGUGAAUAAACAUAAAUUGAGUACCCCCUUGUUGUCCCAUCUGGGGGAAAAUGAGAUAAAAUACCCCAAUUCUUUUUAAACCUGAUUUUAUGUUUGGUUGGUUUGCAAGGUCCAUGUCAUGAGAGCAAUGCUGUCAUAGUUUUUCCAGACUCUCAAUAAGUGUUUUUUUUGUUCCACCUCUACUCCCGAAACACCCAGAGUAUAUCACUGCAAAUAAGUUACUCUUUUGUAAAUCUGUCUUUAAUGUAAAUGAUUCAAAUGCCUUGUCAGAAAUCUGGCUGUAACCCUGGGGUGUGUUUCAUCUAAGUAAAAGUGUCCCUGCUCUGUAA